UCCUUUCUCAACCACUUUGGUGACAUUCUCGUGACGCUUUUUAACUUUUUCUGAGAUUCAGCGCAUGUUUUGAGAAAUGGAACACGUCGAGUUUGACAUUUCAUGUGUUUACAAAAUCGAUAUCGCGUUUUUGUGGCAAAGUUUUAAAGAAUUUAAACUUAAUAUGCUGCUAAAGAGAAAUUUACUGGAAUCCUUGACUUUAUUCUGCUGCAGCGGCUCAUUUAUUUGUAUUCUCCUCAACUAUGUGACCGAUAUUUCGCCCAUAACCGGGAUUUGGUUUCCCAUUUACACCGUAUUUUUGUGUCUCGUAUCUUUAACCUGCAGUUUAAAGGUGAUUCAGUGGCUAAUAAGAUGUAAUAAGCCUCUGAAAUAUGACGUGGAUAAGGUAUUUAAGGAAUAUCCUUCUUUGAGUUUUUUAACGAGAGUUUUACCUGAGUUUCCUAAGCCAGUGCGUCCCCCGAAGUUCUCUGAAGAGUAUAAGGAAUAUGACACGAAUGAGCUCAGCGUCAUCUCCACGGUGCUCGAGAGGAGGCUGGUGUCCUCGUGGUAUGUGCCCUUCAUAUCGCAGGAGAUUGGGUUCCCGUUUGCGUGCAAGCAAAUGUUGGAUCAAAUGAUUGGGAAAGCUUUUCAGAUCUGCAACAAAAUAGAGACAAAAGAAGUGUGCAUAGACGCCACCUCCGUGCUGAUAAUGCACUUGAAAGAGUACAAGAAGGCUUUGAAAAGACAUGAAAAUAACCAAAACUCCACCGUAGAAUCUCUAUACAAGAAAACCCACCCAAUAUCUAAUGAUGAUAAAAAGAAAAUGCAGUCUGCAGACCACUGCAUUCUCAUACUCAGAAUAAUAUUCAAAGAACUUGUUCCAUGGGAGUUAUGGGACACACCACAUUCAGAGUUACUUAUUCGUAUUUUAUCCAAAAAGCUUGACAUUUUUAUUGAUAGCACCAUAGCUGAUCCCAUCUGGCUAAACAAUAAGCUACUGACUCUACUCUCUGAUACAAAAGCUGAGCCUGUAGAAAUGAAGGUAGUUAAAGAAGAAGUAAUAAAAACCACUGACAAACCAGAAGCUAUUCUUAAUCACCAGAACAAUGACUCACCACCAAAAGUAGAAGCUGAACCAAAGAAAGCUGAAGAAACAACAAUUGAAGGAGCAUUAUCAACGCUGAUUACUAAAACCACAGCGCCGAUACUCCACAGGGCAAUCAAAGAAGAGUUGCAGGAUGAUUCCAUAGACAAUGAUGUGGAGGUGGUGACACUGGAGGAUGCUCUGGAAGUGCCAGUGGAGGUGCAGGCGUCGCCGGUGAUGAGGCAGCGCCGGGGAAGGCAGGGGAAGAGCGAAGUGAAAAUCUAUGAUAGGAUUAUUGAGGGCAGUGUAAAGACCUGGGAAACAGACAUGGACCUGCAAUGCAUCAGCCUCGGCCAGGACUUGCUGGCCAGCCUCAACGAGGCCAGUCUAGACGUGGCGAGUCUUGACGUGGCCAGUCUAGACGAGGGGAGUCUAGACGAGGCGAGUCUGGGCGGGGAGCUGGUGCUGUCGCGGCUGUGGGGGGGCGAGGGGGAGGAGGCUGAGGCGAAGGGACGGAGGGCUAAUGCGCCGCCGCCGCUGUGGUUUGGCGAAGAAGACACAGUGGACAUAGAGCCCUCUAGAGAAACGAGUCCCAAAGACAAGAAGUCAAGUCCGAAGCCCACGGAGGUGCUGCUGAAAGACCUCCAGACCACGGUGCACCAGGCUAAGAGUAAAAUAGGCGACCUGCAGGUUGACACCCACACUCGUAGCGAGUCCAAACAACCCGGUGACGAAGCGGCGGGCAUGAUGGAAGGAUUGCUGGACCUCGGCAUCGCCGGGUUCAAGAAGGGACUGCGGUUCACCGGACUCAGUGAUGACCAUGCUCAGGAAAAAGACAAGUCCCCGUCUGGCAAAGACAAGAGCAACGAGAGUUCCCCCCCGCCGCGGGGGGAGCGGGAGGGGGGACACUACCAGGCGCUCAGCAACGGGGGACAUAAGGAAGACCCCCCCAGUAAUGGCGCCCCCCCUCUCACCAAACAACAGCGAGUGACGUCACAGGACAGCGUGCCAGUCUCUACACAGCCCAAGCGCUCACUACCCCCGUCCCCGCUCCCGGCGCGCUCGCCCCCCGCCGCCCCCGCAGCCCCCGCAGCCCUUGCGGCCCCCGUGGAGCCCCCGGACUCGCCCGAGCCCCAGUACGAAGAGGCGGCGGAUCUGUCCACUAGUAUUGCGAAACUGAGGAGUCUGUUGAGGCAGAGAGCUGAUGCUGAGUCUAGUACAUCUGAGGAGAGCAUCUGGUGGGAGGGCGCGGAGGAGACGCGCGGCCGCACGCUGCACCACAACAGCAAACCUGUGGACACUGCUUCACUCGCAGAUGAAUACGACAUGAACUCUGAACGCACAACUACUUCGCCGCAAUCCUCCAACAAUAUGCAGAGACUAGACAGGCUAUUCCAGCGCACAGUGACUGGCGUGUUUAACAGCCUGCGCACGGCGGUGGGGGCGGAGGGCGCGGAGGGGGCGGCAAGUGAAGGGGGCGCAGGGGCGCUGAGCAACUGGACCUAUGUGCCCGCCGCGUGUGACGUUAAUGUGUCGGGCGCGGUGGCGCGGCUGGUGGGCGCGCGGCGCGCGGGCUCGCACGUGGAGGCCGCGCUGGACUCACUGGACCAGUUGAUGGAGCCGCCGCACAAGCACCAUGAUGACUUGGAGGAAGGCGGCGCGGCGUGGCUGGCGGCGGCGGCGCUCGCCAGUGAAGCGUCUAUCGGGGGGUCUCACGUGGCUCACAGGUUGGCGACAGUGCUACUGGCUGACAUAUCCGAGUCCCUGAUCGAGGGCUGGCUAGCCGAGCUGUCCGGCUGGCUCAAGCGCCAAAUCUUCAGCACCUUCGAGCACAUGUCUGAUGAUGCAGAGCGGGGGAGGGAGGAGGCGCGCGCGGGGGACGCGGGGGGUGCGGCCGCCCUGGAUGUGAGGGAGACUUGCAGGGUUGUGCUGGAGCGAUUGCCGGCGCCCCUAUACCUCUUCGGCGAGGAGACGCUAACAAACGCAGUGACCCUCACAGUCUCAAGUCUCAGCCACAAGGACAUCAACAGAGACGUGGUGUUCAGAAUACUGGACCUGCUAGCGCUCAGGUUCCACAAGUCCGCCGGACUCAAGCAUCCCAGCUUUGAGAAUUAACCCCCGAAUUCACAGACCGUAUUCUUAGUUUACUACAAGGUUAAAAUUGACUUCGAAACACACUAGUUUCGACUCUUUACGUCGGUCAAAAAGUGGAAAUUUGUAUAUCACAAAGUUUUUUAAACCUAUUGUCAAAAGGCUCUAUGAAUCCGGGGGUAACAAUGUCUCUAGUCUAUGCUCUGUUGGUAAGUUUGUUUCUUUUUAUUGUUGUAUGACUUGUGCUUGUGAUGUUUUGUUUAUUUUUUGGGGGGAAGGAUUUUUAUUUAACAUUCAUUGUAUGUGGUAAAUGGUAUAUGGCUGGAUGUAGCAUCAUAACGGUCCAUAAGUUUUUGUGUUAUUUGUGGCAGAUUCUGAUACUCCAUACAGUGAUUGUUGCGUUAAAUAUUAUGAGAUGAUAUUUAAACCGGCCAGUAAUGAUGUGUUGUGUGGGAUUUAAUCCUCGUUAUUACUUGUGUUCAGUUUGAUCUUUUAAAUAAUAUAAAAGAUAUUUUGAUAUUGUUUAUAACAAUUAAGUAAUUAAAAUGUU
Molecule: messenger RNA, 3704 nt
Organism: Plutella xylostella (diamondback moth)
Lineage: Eukaryota; Metazoa; Arthropoda; Insecta; Lepidoptera; Plutellidae
Source: RefSeq, a predicted model, not a curated record